Messenger RNA from Cornus florida, 498 nucleotides. Its product is annotated as probable inactive purple acid phosphatase 29. Gene Ontology annotation, cellular component: cytoplasm. NCBI's taxonomy places the organism in Eukaryota, Viridiplantae, Streptophyta, Magnoliopsida, Cornales, Cornaceae. The record is from RefSeq and is a predicted model, not a curated record. The coding region runs from base 1 to 498 and encodes 165 amino acids. The transcript is spliced from 2 exons. Gene Ontology annotation, molecular function: hydrolase activity, acting on ester bonds.
AUGUAUGGGUAUUUACCGAAUACAAGGGAUAACAUCUUCAAGUUUAAUGCAACGGAUCCAGCCAAAUCCAUGGAUGCUGCAUUUGCUCCUGCAACAUUGUCUAAAAUCCCAUGGGCUGCUGUUCUGGGAAACCAUGACCAAGAAUCCACCCUCUUAAGGGAAGGUGUCAUGAAAUAUAUUGUUGGCAUGAACCACACCUUGUCUCAGUUCAAUCCUCUCGACACCCACAUCAUUGAUGGGUUUGGAAACUACAAUCCGAAAGUCCACGGGGUCCACGGUUCCAAUUUUGUAAAUAAAUCACUUCUCAAUCUCUACUUCCUUGACAGUGGGGAUUACUCCACAGUUCCAUCGAUCUUUGGCUAUGGCUGGAUCAAACCAUCCCAGCAAUUUUGGUUUCAAUACACUUUUAUCAAGCUUAAGGUGGUUUUGGGUUUUUGUGGGUCAUUUGAAGCUGCUUCAGGAAUGGCAGCCACCAUCAUCAUAUUCACCAAAGAUUGA